Molecule: messenger RNA, 426 nt
Organism: Macrosteles quadrilineatus (aster leafhopper)
Lineage: Eukaryota; Metazoa; Arthropoda; Insecta; Hemiptera; Cicadellidae
Product: probable tyrosyl-DNA phosphodiesterase
Exons: 3
Coding region: 1-426 (141 amino acids)
Source: RefSeq, a predicted model, not a curated record
AUGUACUUUACCACCUCAUCAAUAUCCCUCUCCAUGGACAAGACCAUUUUUCUUCUUGGAACGACACGAGGCAAUCUCGACAACAGUCCUUUGGCAAAGAGAGAAAAAAGUUCCUCAGGGUCAAGAAAUGAUUCUGGAAACAACAGUUCUAACAACAACGAUAUAAAGAAAACUAUGGCCACCCAAUCAAGCAUCCCAGUCAGUAGUAAGGAGCACCGUAGACGCAUGCAAGAAUCCCGCAACAUGGGAGAGGCCAUGAAGUACAUGCAUGAGGCCAAGAAACGCAGCCAAGGAAAGAUCUGUGAGAAGCUCAAGGCCGAUAGUCCAUACAACUUCUUUCUUACAUCCAUCACGGAUUCAAAGAAAACACAUACUGAGCCCCUGUCACUGUUGAUGCACGGUAGAGGAAACAUGUGUACUAUGUAG